GAGAAGAACAAUAAAGCAGUGGUUGCUGCUGUUGUCUUGAGUGAGUUAUGCCACUCCUCUCUACAGGAUCUGAACCAGUGAAGACCUUUUUUAUGCUGUUUUUUCCUGCACUGAUUUACAGUUUCUUCUCAUGACAAAUCUUUCAGAAGUGGCAGCACACAGAAAAUGGUACGUCAUGCAAAGAUGUCAAAUGCGCUGCUGACUGUCUUGCUCUUCUUAUUUCCAAUGCGGCUAUCAGGACAUUGGUUUCCCAAAACUUUACCCUGUGAUGUGGAAGCCUUUGAAGGUACUGUGAGAGUAGACUGCAGCGAUCGUCACCUCACGGAAGUCCCCAGAGGGAUCCCUGGAAACGCUACUAACCUGACCCUGACUAUUAACCAUAUCCCCCAUAUCUCUCCAGCAUCCUUUAUUCAGCUUGAAAACCUUGUGGAGAUUGACUUCAGAUGCAACUGCGUGCCUCCCAGACUGGGGCCCAAAGACAGUGUGUGCACCACACCACCAUCAAUUGAGAAUGGCAGUUUUGCCGCUCUGACAAGACUGAAGUCAUUGUAUUUGGAUGCAAACCAACUGUCAGAAAUACCCCAGGGUCUUCCUGCUAGUCUACGACUGCUGAGUCUGGAAGCAAACAAAAUUUUUUCUAUUAAAAAAAACACUUUUUCAGGGCUAAGAAAUAUAGAAUUACUGUAUCUGGGACAGAAUUGUUACUACCGUAAUCCGUGCAAUGUUUCUUUUGAAAUUGAAAAAACAGCCUUUCUGAAUCUGAAAAAUUUGACAGUACUCUCCCUGAAGUCUAACAACUUAACUUUUAUUCCACCCAACUUAUCUUCAACUUUAAAAGAAUUGUAUAUUUACAAUAACAGAAUUCAAGAGGUUCAGGAACAUGAUUUAAGUACCCUUCACAACCUAGAAAUUCUUGAUCUCAGUGGCAAUUGCCCACGUUGCUAUAAUGCCCCAUAUCCUUGUACUCCCUGCCCUAAUAUCUCAAUUAAGAUUCAUUCAAAAGCUUUUUAUUCCUUGAAAAAAUUAAGAAUUUUGAGGCUCCACAGUAACUCUCUUCGGAGUAUACCAAGCAGCUGGUUUAAAAACAUCAAGAAUCUCAAAGAUCUUGACCUCUCCCAAAACUUCCUCAUAAAGGAGAUUGGAGACGCUCAGUUUUUGAAGCUUAUCCCCAGUCUUGUAGAGCUGGAUCUGUCCUUUAAUUUUGAAUUGCAGAUGUAUUCUCCAUCCUUGAAUCUGUCUAAGACAUUUUCCUCCCUCUCUAACCUGGAAACCCUAAGAAUCAAGGGUUAUGUCUUUAAAGAACUGAGAGAAGGAAAUCUAGAUCCAUUACUCGGUCUUAGAAAUCUGACAGUGUUGGAUCUUGGGACUAAUUUUAUUAAAAUUGCUGACCUAAGAGUCUUCAAGAAAUUCCAAGCUCUCAAAAUCAUAGAUCUCUCAGUGAAUAAAAUUUCUCCUUCUUCAGGUGAAAGUAACUUUUAUGGAUUUUGCUCUGAUCCCAGUAUUACAGUAGAGCAAUACAGCAGGCAAGUUUUACAAGAGAUGCAUUACUUUAGGUAUGAUGAGUAUGGUCGAAGUUGCAAGUCCAAAGACAAAGAGGCUGAUUCCUACCAACCUUCGGUCAAUGAAGAUUGCAUGAAUUAUGGAAAAACUCUAGAUUUAAGCAGAAACAACAUAUUUUUUGUUAACUCUGUAGACUUCCAGGAUCUUAGUUUCCUCAAAUGCCUCAACUUGUCAGGUAAUGCCAUAAGUCAAACUUUAAAUGGAAGCGAAUUCUGCUACCUGUCUGGAUUGAAAUAUCUGGAUUUUUCUAACAACAGGAUUGAUUUGCUGUACUCAACUGCUUUCAAAGAGCUGAAAUUUUUAGAAAUUCUAGAUCUGAGCAACAACAAACAUUACUUUCUGGCAGAAGGUGUUAGUCAUGUGCUUAGUUUUAUGAAAAACUUGGCCUAUCUGAAGAAGCUGAUGAUGAAUGAGAAUGAGAUUUCUACCUCUAUUAGCAUGGGGAUGGAAAGUCAAUCUCUUAAAACUUUAGAAUUUCGGGGAAAUCGUUUAGAUAUUUUUUGGGCAGAUGGGAAGACUGAAUAUCUGUCAUUCUUCAAGAAUCUGACCAAACUGGAACAACUGGAUAUUUCCUCUAACAUGCUCAGCUUUUUACCUCCUGAUGUUUUUUCAGCUAUGCCUCCAGAACUCAAGAUACUGAAUUUAACCAGUAACCGGUUGAAGACAUUCAAUUGGGGAAAACUCUACUUAUUGACCAGGCUAAUAACUCUGGACCUCAGCAAUAACCUUCUGACUACUGUUCCCCGAAAGCUGUCCAAUUGCACUUCAACUCUUCAAGAACUGAUACUCCGAAACAAUCGUAUUACACGGAUAACCAAAUAUUUUCUCAGAGGUGCCAUUACGUUGUCAUACUUGGACCUCAGCUCAAACAAGAUCCAAAUAAUUAAGAAAUCUAGCUUCCCUGAAAAUAUCAUAAACAACCUGAGGAUGCUGCUUUUGCACAACAAUCCUUUCAAGUGCAACUGUGAUGCAGUAUGGUUUGUUGGGUGGAUCAAUCAGACUCACGUGACAAUUCCUCUUCUGGCCACAGAUGUGACCUGUGCUGGCCCAGGGGCACACAAAGGAAGAAGCUUGGUUUUCCUGGAUCUGAAUACCUGUGAGCUGGACACAUCCUAUUUGAUCAUGUAUGCUUUAUCAACUUCAGCUGUCCUAAGUUUAAUAACGUUUGCAGUUAUGAGUCACCUCUAUUUCUGGGAUGUGUGGUAUAGCUAUCAUUACUGCACUGCCAAGUUGAAAGGCUAUAGACGUUUACCUUUACCAGAUACCUGCUAUGAUGCUUUUAUUGCCUAUGACAAUACUGAUCUGGCUGUGAAUGAAUGGGUGAUGACAGAAUUGGUUGAAAAGCUGGAAGAUCAAAAAGCCAGACAGUUCAAUUUAUGCUUGGAAGAAAGAGACUGGCUUCCAGGACAGCCAGUCUUUGACAACCUUUCCCAGAGUAUUCAACUGAGCAAAAAGACCAUAUUUGUGCUGACCAACAAGUAUAUUAAAAGUGGCACUUUCAAGACAACAUUUUACAUGGCCCACCAACGACUUCUAGAUGAAAAAAUUGAUGUGAUUAUCUUGAUAUUUCUUGAGAAAGUAUUACAGAAGUCCCGAUAUGUUCGGCUGAGGAAGAGGCUGUGCAGAAGUUCUGUUCUGGAAUGGCCAACUAACCCUCGAUCUCAGCCUUACUUCUGGCAGUGUCUGAAAAAUGCCAUAGCUGUGAACAAUACCCUGGCUUACAACAAACUUCUCCAGGAGACUGUUUAGCUUUACUGCUCCCUGUAAAAUACUGUUACUGUGUGUGGUGAGGAAAAGAUACUGAACUUGCUAUGGAGAAAAUGUGAAAGUGGAGAGGAUAAAUGUAAUUGUGAUAUGAUUCUCAAAAAUGAAAUGCACAAUCUGUUCCAAAGAUAAUAAUUCAAUUGUUUCGCUAUGACAACAUUAAAUAUAAACUGUUGCCAGCACAGA
Molecule: messenger RNA, 3510 nt
Organism: Lagopus leucura (white-tailed ptarmigan)
Lineage: Eukaryota; Metazoa; Chordata; Aves; Galliformes; Phasianidae
Product: toll-like receptor 7
Exons: 2
Coding region: 166-3309 (1047 amino acids)
Biological process (GO): positive regulation of interleukin-6 production; defense response to virus; canonical NF-kappaB signal transduction
Cellular component (GO): plasma membrane
Molecular function (GO): pattern recognition receptor activity; protein binding
Source: RefSeq, a predicted model, not a curated record